CACACACACCUUGAAGUGGGAGAGAGACAUAGACAGGGAAAGGAAGGAGGGAUAGACAGGAAUAAACACGCGAGAGAAGCGGAACACAUAGUCAAGGCUCACAGGGCAGGGGAGAGAGUCACUGAGGGAAAGAGAGAGCACCCAAUCCAAGGGAGUGACCGCGAACAACAACUUGCAUUUAUAUAACGCCCUUCACGCAGGGUAGUGUCUCUUAAGUGCUUACGUACCCUGGGAACAUGGUGCAGGGGGGCGAGGAGAAAGCUAUCGCCUCUCGCCCUGGCCCAGUCACGGCAGCCACCACCACAGCAGACUCGAAGGCUGAGCGAGUCGCAUUGAAUGGCAGGAAAAGGGAGGAGAUUCCAUCUGUGAAUGGCCAGGUCAUGAAGCCUGAUGGUGAGGAAGUAAUUCCUGAUCAGGAUCUACUGAACAUCAAAAUACAGGUGACGGGAAGUGAUGCGUUUGACUUGCAGGUGUCCCCCCAGGAACUGGUGCAAGAGAUUAUCCAGGUGCUGAUGGACAGAGAGGACACGUGUCAUCGCACCUGCUUCUCGCUGCAGCACAGGGGCAACAUCCUGGACAACUUCUCUGAGCUGAGCAGCGUGAAGGGGCUGGGGGACGGAUCGGUCCUCAAAGUGGUGGAAGAGCCUUACACUGCGCGAGAAGCUCGGAUUCACAUCCGCCAUAAGGAUCUGCUGAAGAGUCUGGAUCUGGCUGAUGCCUACAAUGGCAUGAACUGCAACUCCCUGUCCUUCCUCACUGAGGUCUCAGAGGGUGAUGCUGCAGGUGAAUCAAUUUCUGGGAACAAUGGAAAGAAGAAAAGACGUUCAGUUUCGGAUCAGAUAUUUGAUGCCGUUGACUGUUCCCCACCAGAGUAUAUCCUACCGGGAUCCAAGGAUCGGCUUCUGUCCCCUCUUCAGCCACCAGUCCUGGAUAACAAGUCUGUGCAGUGCCUGAAAGCUCUGAUGCUAAGUGGUUGGAACCCUCCCCCUGGGAACCGCCGGAUGCAUGGGGACCUGAUGUACUUGUACGUCAUCACCAUGGAGAAGCGGCAUGUCAGCUUGACCGCCUCCACUCGUGGCUUCUACAUCAACCAAUCCACGAUGGACGUGUUUAACCCGAAGCCGGCCAGCCCGAGCCUGCUGUGCCACUCGCUGGUGGAGCUGCUCAGCCAGAUCAGCCCCGCCUUCAAAAAGAACUUCACAGCUUUGCAGAAGAAAAGAGUGCAGUGCCACCCGCUGAAGCGGAUCGCCACCCCCUACCAGCUGUACAGCUGGACCACACCCCACUCCGAGCACACCAUCGACUGUGUGCGGGCAGAGGAUGCCUUCACCUCCCGGCUCGGCUAUGAGGAGCACAUUCCCGGCCAGACGCGGGACUGGAAUGAGGAGUUACAGACGACGCGAGAGUUGCCCCGUGAGGUUCUGACCCAGCGGCUGCAGAGGGAACGCGCCAUGUUUAAGGUGAACAGUGACUUUGUUGCUGCCGCCACGCGGGGAGCGAUGGCCAUCAUCGAUGGGAACGUCAUGGCCAUCAACCCGGGCGAGGAGGUCAAGAUGCAGAUGUUCAUCUGGAACAGCAUCUUCUUCAGUCUGGGCUUUGACGUGCGUGACCACUACAAGGACUUCGGCGGCGAUUGUGCCGCGUACGUAGCCUCGGGCCAUGAUCUGAAGGGGGUGCGAGCGUUCAGCUUGGAGGACACCUCGGGUCUGUACACGCUGGGCACCGUGGUGCUGGAUUACCGGGGAUACCGGGUCACGGCACAGUCCAUCAUCCCGGGAAUUCUGGAACGGGAGCAGGAGCAAAGUGUGGUGUAUGGAUCCGUAGACUUCGGGAAGACAGUGAUGUCCAACCAUCAGUACGUGGACUUGCUGUUGAAGAGCGCCAAGGCGCUGUGUGUCCAGAAACACCUGGUGCUGAACGAACACGACCAGCCCGUGCUCCUCUGCUCCUCGGUCGAGUGUAAAGGGAUUGUGGGAAACGACGGCCGCUUCUACAUCCUGGACUUGCUCCGCACUUUCCCGCCUGACCUGAACUUCCUGCCCGUGGAGGGCGAGGAGAUGCCGGAGGAGUGCCGGAGAUGGGGCUUCCCCAGGCAGUACCGACACAAGCUGUGCAGCUUCCGGCCGGAGCUGCUCGAGAGAUUCGUCCAACACAAAUACACACUUUUUACGAAACUGGUGAAGGAGAAAAUGAAGGAAAGUGAUUCGAUGCAGAACGGCCAGGAGGAGGGGGACAGCGAGACUGAUGAGAAAUGCAGUGCACUGAAGGCAGCGUGUCGUGCUGUGGGCUCCGUCAAUGACGUUGUCUUUGACAUUCGCUUCAACCCCAACAUGUAUUCCUCAGGUGUGAGAUUCCACGAGUUGGAGAACGAGGCGAUUGUGAUCCAGAAGCGUUUGCUCAGAGACGCUGCAGCCUUCCUGGUGGCAGAGCAGAUCCCCAGCUUCAUCACAGACUGCCUGAGGCACAAGGUUGUGCCGGCCGACGGAGUGACCAUGACGGACGCCUUACACCGGCGCGGGAUCAAUAUCCGAUACAUCGGCACCAUAGCGCAGCUGGUCAGUCAAUCAGAGGAGAGGCAACGACUGGAUCACAUUAUGAGGCUGCUGGUCAGUGAGGUCAUCACCCGGGCUGCCACUCACAUCCUCACCACCUACCUCCAGGGCGUGGAGAUGUCAGGGCUGUCAUCUGCGGUCAGUCGCUUCCUGAACUGUCUGCUCAGCUCCUACCCCAAUCCCGUCGCCCACUUGCCCCCCGAUGAACUUGUGUCUCGCAGGAAAAAGAGCAAGCGGAAGCUGCGGAGCCCUGGGGCGGUUGACACAGCUUGGAGCAGCCUGGCGCCCUGUGAGCUGUGGAGGCACAUAAACAGCGAGGCCAGUGAGUGCUUCAACUACACACUGGCAUGUGAUGGGAUCGAUCAGGCUGUUGAGCGGUUCGGAUUCCAGAAGGUGUCUCUUCUCCGGGAAUUCUGUAUUAAGGCUGGAAUCCAGAUUCUGCUGCGAGACUACAGCUUUGACAGCCGCCACAAGCCAACCUUCACAGAGGAAGACGUCCUUAACAUCUUCCCCGUGGCCAAGCACGUCAGCGUGAGGGCCACGGAUGGCGAGCGCAUUUAUCAGAGCGCAAAAGAGAAGGUGGAGAAAGGCAAUCUCACAGAAGGCUUUGAGCUGCUGACUGAAGCUUUGAAUCAGUUUAACAAUGUGUACGGAGCCAUGCACCCGGACAUGUGUGAUGCUCUACACCUACUCGCCCGGCUCCGCUACCUGAAGGGAGACGUUUCCGAGGCUGUGAACCACCAACAGAAAACUGUGAUCAUGAGCGAGCGAACCCGGGGCUUUGACCAUCCAAGGACCACCCAGGAAUACAUCAGCCUGGCUCUGUACUCCUUCGCCAACAGCCAGGUGUGUGUGGCUCUCAAGCUGCUGUACCGUGCUCGCUACCUGACGCUCACCGUGAGUGGAGAGGACCACCCUGCCAUGGCAGUGCUGGAUAGCAGCAUCGGGCUGGUACUGCAGGCUGUGCUGGAGUGUGAUCUCGCUCUUCGGUUCCUGCAGAAAGCUCUCGAGAUAAACCUCAAGUAUUUCGGGCUCCAGUCGCUGCAGACUGCGCUCAGCUACCACCUCCUGGCUCAGGUGUGCGCCAGCAAAGCCGAGUUCCGCACAGCUAUGCAGCACGAGAAGGAGACAUACACCAUCUACCGAGCCCAGCUCGGUGAGAGUCACCAGCAGACCAGAGUGAGCUCCGAGUUCCUGAAACACGUCACCCAGCAAGCAGUGAACCUACAGAGAACCAUGAAUGAGAUCUACCAGAAUGGUUCCGGCUCCAACACCAACACCAACCUCCCGCUGGUGCAGAUCACCCCCCCGAGUAUUGACACAAUGCUGGAGCAGCUAAACACCAUCAAUGGAGUUUCCAUCCUUCCCGUCAGUGAUCCUGAAGCAGAAAGAAAAUUCCAGUUGGAGAAAACGGCGCAGAGGAUAAAACAGCUGAUUCGGGCCGAGGCCGAGAUGACCCAGCGACUGAAGGCUGCGGGUGCUAGUGGGACGAGCAGCUCGACAAUGAUCACGCAGAUUGCAGCUCUGAGGGAGCUUGCUAAUGGCACCAAAGCCCUCACUGAAAACCAGCCUUCAGCUGGCGGAGAGACCGGGGACGUAGCCAGUAGUGAGAGUGUGACUGGGAGCGUGGCCGUGAAUGAGGCUAUGGCUGGAGGCGUGGCCAUGAGUGAGGGUGUGGUUGGGAGUGAGAGUGUGACUGGAGGCGUGGCUGUGAGUGAAGGUGUGGCUGUGAAUGAGGGUGUGGCUGGAGGUGUGGCCGUGAGUGAGAGUGUGGCUGUGAGUGAGGGUUUGGCUGUAGGCAUGGCCAUAAGUAAGAGUGUGGCUGUGAGUGAGGGUGUGGCUGGUGGUGUGGCCAUAAGUGAGGGUGUGGCUGGAGGUGUGGCUGUGAGUGAGGGUGUGGUUGGAGGUGUGGCCAUGGGUGAGGGUGUGGCUGGAGGUGUGGCUGUGUGUGAGGGUGUGGCUGGAGGCGUGGCCAUAAGUAAGGGUGUGGCUGUGAGUGAGGGUGUGGCUGGAGAUGUGGCCAUACGUGAGGGUGUGGCUGUGAGUGAGGGUGUGGCUGGAGAUGUGGCCAUACGUGAGGGUGUGGCUGGAGGUGUGGCAGUGAGUGAGGGUGUGGCUGUAGGUGUGGCUGAGAGCAAAGUUGAGUUGGGACAGAAUGCUCUGUAA
This is a messenger RNA of Callorhinchus milii (elephant shark), 4718 nucleotides long. RefSeq names its product clustered mitochondria protein homolog. The record is from RefSeq and is a predicted model, not a curated record. NCBI's taxonomy places the organism in Eukaryota, Metazoa, Chordata, Chondrichthyes, Chimaeriformes, Callorhinchidae. Gene Ontology annotation, cellular component: cytoplasm. Gene Ontology annotation, biological process: intracellular distribution of mitochondria. Gene Ontology annotation, molecular function: protein binding; mRNA binding.